CCAAAUCCAAAGCCGAACGAAACAAAACUGAGCCAUUUUCUCCACGCACGAACUCGUCGUCGCCGCCGCCUCCACUCCUCCCACCCUGUUUCCCCACCACACCAAAACCCUAGCCGCCCAGGGGCCAGGGUCCACUCUCUUCCCUCCCCUUCCCCGCCGCCACGACGGCCGCCUAGAUCCCCUGGAUCUCGCGCGCCCUAGGGUUCCGGCUUCCCUCGCAUCCUCGCCGCCGCCCCGAGCGCGGUGCGAUUCGAGGCGGGGUUCUGGCUGGCGCCACCAUGCCCCGGAGCUCGCGCCACAGGUCGUCGCACCGGUCGCACAGGCGUGGCGGCUCGGCGGAGCGGUCAGAGUCCGAGGGCGAGGAUGCUGGCGCCCCUGGCCCGCAGGAGGAGGCCCCGGCCGUGGCUAGGGUUCCGCGAGAUCCCGAGCCAGAGAGGCGCAGGUCGUCGUCGGCCAAGGAGCUGGUGAGCUCGGGGAACGGCUACUCGGAGCACGGGAAGAAGAGGAAGGAUAGGGUCGAGGAGACGGUGGUGGAUGUGGUCAGCGACAGGUGGAACAGCGGCGUGUGCGAGGAUCACUUGGUCGAGAAGAGGUCUAAGAGUGAGGUGUUUGGGCCCGUCGAUGUGGAGAAGCAGGCGGAGAAGCCCAAGGCUUCAGGGGAUGAGCCCAAGAGGUCAAGCAGACGGACGGCGGGAUCGGAUGGGAGGGCUGAGGAGGUUGUGUCCAAGAGUGACUCCGGGAAGCGGCGGUCGGAGAAGGAGAAGGACCCAGGGAGGAGGGAGAGUAGUGGGCAGCAUAAGGAUGACAGAGAUAGGGAUAGGGAGAGAGAUAGAGAAAAGGAGAGGGAAAGGGAGAAAGAAUGGGAGAGACUGAAGGAGAGAGAGAGGGAAAGGGGCCGGGACAGAGAGAGGGAGAAGGAGAAGGAAAGAGAACGGGAGAAGGAGAAGGAGAGAGAACGGGAGAGGGAGCGGGAUAAGGAGCGUGACAGGGAACGAGAGCGGGAGCGUGACAGGGAACGGGAGCGUGAGAGGCAAAAGGAUAGGGAGAGGGACAAGAAAGACUAUGAUUCCAAGCAUGAGAAGUAUGAAGAUGGCAGUGCCAGGAAGAAUGGCUCCAAGACUAGUAGAGGGGAGGAUGAGGGUUACUCAUACAAGAGACACAUAGAGAUCAAUGAUACUCCAGCUAAAGAGAGACACAGUAACCCCGAUAGGGAUAGGGAGACUGAUAAACACAGCCGACGAAAAGACGACUCGGAAGACAAAGAUAAGUGGCCAAUUGACAAUAGAGACAGUGAUGACAGGAAGACUCUGUCCAGGUAUGAUCAUGGGAAGGUUAGGAGCUCUAAGGAACAAAGGUUUGAUGAUGAGAAGUAUAAACAGAAGUACAAGGAUGAUUAUGAAAGGGAUAAGAGACAGCAAGAUGACAAGUGUUUGGAUGAGUGCAUGAUCCGAGAUCAUGGAAGUGACAGGGUUGAUUACAAGAGCACAAAAGAUGGGCACCGAAUUUCAGAGGGCCAUUACAGAAAAGAUAUAGUUCAAGACGGUGAUCGUUAUGAUGAGUAUGGCAGUAGGUACAAGGAAAAUAGAGGUAGAAAAAGACUUCCUGAGGAAAAUGAUGACCAUUAUGAUCUGAAAACUCCAAGCGCACGGGAGCAACGUGGAAAUUUGGAAAAAUCUUCAGGCAGUGGGCGACUCGAUUCUCUGAUUGAGAGAGCAAGGUCUGAACAUAGACAUCAAGAAAAUGUUGAUUCUAGUCCGAGUAAAGUCCAUGCAAGAACUUCGCCUGGCUCAAAUCCUCAUCAUGAAAAAGAUCCAAGCUGGCAUGGAUCUAAACUGGCAGAUAAUACAAAGAGAGAGAUACAAUAUGAUGAAAGAAGUAUUCGACCAAGGACAUCCUCAGGGAGAGAGCGAACACCUGCUUCUAGACUGCGUGACAGGGAUACAGACAAUUGGUCUUCGGAAAGGCUGAAACAAAAGGAUGAUCUCCAGUCACGUGACAUACCAUUGGAAAUUUCUACAUCGUCACAAUAUGAUCGAACACCAAGGAAAGAUACACAUCCUUCACCAAAACAGCUAUCUGAUAAAUCUCCAUCUUCAAACGACCAAAGGUUUUCAGGUAGGCUUAGCAGUGGCCGUAGUCUUGAUAACAAAGGGGAAAGGAGCAACCUGACUAAAUAUAGAGAUCGGGAUGGUGAUUUAUCCUUAGAACGGUCACUUCAUCAAGAUCGAACACCAUCUAAAAUUCCAUACAGAGAAUCAACACCCUCUGCAUCAUCCAUAAGCAGAGGUGGGCAUUUUUCAGGCACUUCUCCAAAUCGUCCACUGCUGCCACCUGCGAGGCACAGAGAUGAUUCUUCCUUCUUGGGUUCACAUGAUGAUGACCGUAGACCGCAAAGUGGAGAUAGGAGGUUCCACGGCCAUCAGAAGAGGAAUGAUAUGAAUUCUGGACGCGGCCAUGGGCAUGCCUGGAAUAAUGCACCGAGCUGGCCAUCUCAAGUUGCAAAUGGUUUUGUCCCCAUGCAGCAUGGUGCUCCUGGAUUUCACCCACCUGUACAUCAGUUUCACCCCCCACCUAUGUUUAACCUUAGGCCCCAAAUGAAGUUGAGCCAAACUGGAGUUUCAUAUCCUAUGCAUGACACAGUUGACAGGUUUUCGCCCCACAUUCGCCCAUUUGGGUGGCCUAAUCCGCUCGAUGAAUCAUUACCCCCUCACCUACAAGUUUGGAAUGGGGGCACUGGUGUAUUUGGUGGUGAACCUUAUAUGUAUGGCAGGCAAGAAUGGGAUCAGAACAAGCUGCAUGUUGGCAGCAGAGGGUGGGAGGCAACUGGUGAUGCAUUGAAGGGACAAAAUGAAUUGCCUGACACUGAAUUUCCUGUUGCUAAAAAGGAGCUUGACUCUUUAGCAACCCCUGUUUUUGAGUCUUCAGGUGGACAAUGCAAUCUUAAUCCUUAUGAGCAGAAAGAAGCAAACCAUUUGAUUUCAGAAAAACAUGAAGCAAAGGGUGAUGUAAGUGCUGUAAAAAGUUCUGAUGCUCCCAGGGGAACAACACUCAUGGCCUCCAUGUUGUCAAGCAACGGUACUGCAGUAUUUUCUAGAAACUAUUUAUCGAGAGUUAGUGUGUCGCAUGAUCUUGUUGAGUCGGAGUUGUACAAAAGGUGCACAUCUCUGCUGGGAGGCUUGGGCAUGGCAAAUGGUGGCCCUGAUGUUGUUUGGAAUGGCUCUAUUCAGAAGAAUGGAAAUGCUGGAAAGAUAAGUAGAGAACAGGGAAGCCCCAAUCUGUUGGGUUUAUUUUAUCUGAAGAACAACGAUGCAACUUUUCAGAGAGCUAUGGCUCUUCACAAGAAUCAGACAGAGAGAGCUGUGGCUCCUACCCAAGCGCAAACUGAUGGGAAAAUGGACUUAACACAAGAGAAUAAUGAGGACACAGAAAUGCUUGACCGUAUUCCACUGAAGGAAUUGACGGUGAGUAACCCUGUCUUGCACCACCGUACUGGCAUUAUUGAAGGGCCACCUGCAACUACAGAAUCUGGUGAUGUGGAUUCACCUCCAGCAAUCACAGAAUCUGGUGAUGUGAAUGCACCUCGAGCAAUCACAGAAUCUGGUGAUGUGGAUGCACCUCCAGGAAUCACAGAAUCUGGUGACACGGAGAUGGUGGCACCUCCUAUAACCGCACGUCCUGAUGAAGAUAUGGAGGUGGCCGCCUCUCCAUCAAUCACAGAACCUGAUAAAAACAUGGAGGAUGUGCCACCGCCUGCAGUUGCCGUACCCGCAGAUGGCCCAGCAGAUGGUGCAACAGGAUUAAUCAUAGAACAUAUUGAUGGCUCGCAGGAGGCUCCUUCAGCAAAUGAAGAACCAGGUGAUACUGUAGAGGUUAUGCCUCCAGCGUUCACAGAACAAUCUGGCCAAGUCAAGGAUGAUCCUCCUUCUGUGGCUACUCCUAACAGUGGAGAGGCUGUCUCCAUGCAUGCAGCAGUUGAAAAAGAUAUGGAUGAGGUUACUGAUGACAGCCCUGGGGAUGGUGAAGUGAAUGCAUCUAACUUUGUUUCGGAGUUGGAUGUUGUUGCAAGUGGCGCUCAGGAUUGUGAAGGGUUUCUGUAAAUUUUGAUCAAGCCUAUAAACAUUGGAUGCACAAGUUUGUGCUUCCCUAUUAAGGUUUCUAGGGAUAUGAAGCGCCUGAGUAUGAACUGGAGAAGUUGUAGCAAAGAAACUUGCUAGUUGACCUCUAAUUUCCCAAUGCCCUGGGAAGAGAAGAGAUCCCUUGAAUUUGGAGCCUGGGCAAGGGUGAUGCUCUCUGUGAAGAAAGUGAUGGUCAAGCUUUGAAUCUGGGACACCACCUGCGCUACAAACGGGAGUGCCAUCACCUCAGCUUGCAAAGGAGAAGAUAUUUUGCUCCCAGUAACCCAAAUGGGGAUGCUUACUUUGACUCCUGCAUUUUCAAACAAUAUACAAACUCCUACACCUGUUGUGUUGACACCCGCUGAAGCUAUGCUUGCAUUGUUUGUCCAUGCAACAUCCGAAAAAACCUUGCAACCUGUUGUUUGCAUCUCCCCUGCAUUCUUGAAUUGUUGCAAAUUGCUUUGGGAUCUCAGUUGUGCUGAUUAAGGCAAUUGUAUUGUUGUAUUUGGUCUUCUUGGUAGGCCAACUCUUGAUUCUUUAAAAUGGGUUGCAUUAUUUGAUGGAUCUAGAAGGGAGUAGUGUUUUUCCUGCCAAAGAGGGUGUCAUUCCUGGCUUUCCAGAUACACCACAAAAAUGUCAUGGUAUUAAGGAGCGAAGCAUGUGGGUGAUUUGAAUUGAGAAGAGCCUGAUAAUAUUCUUGAUGUUAGCAAGGGUAUGAGAAAGGGUUUCAGAAUUGAUAUACCAAUGUUCAGAGAUCCAAGCGACCUUGGCAAAAGGACAUGUAAAGAACAGGUGCAUAUCAUCUUCUGGCUGGUCACAUCUAAUGCAUCCCUUUUUAACAUGCCCGGUCACAUCUAAUGCAU
Molecule: messenger RNA, 4978 nt
Organism: Triticum aestivum (bread wheat)
Lineage: Eukaryota; Viridiplantae; Streptophyta; Magnoliopsida; Poales; Poaceae
Product: zinc finger CCCH domain-containing protein 13
Exons: 6
Coding region: 279-4097 (1272 amino acids)
Source: RefSeq, a predicted model, not a curated record